Messenger RNA from Alligator sinensis (Chinese alligator), 997 nucleotides. It is a transcript of the gene IRX1, whose product is annotated as iroquois homeobox 1. The annotation marks the transcript as partial. Gene Ontology annotation, molecular function: RNA polymerase II cis-regulatory region sequence-specific DNA binding; DNA-binding transcription factor activity, RNA polymerase II-specific. Lineage: Eukaryota; Metazoa; Chordata; Crocodylia; Alligatoridae. The transcript has 5 exons. The record is from RefSeq and is a predicted model, not a curated record. Gene Ontology annotation, cellular component: nucleus. Gene Ontology annotation, biological process: neuron differentiation; regulation of transcription by RNA polymerase II; cell development.
CACAAUGCCCACGGCUACUACCCCUACGGGCAGUUCCAGUACGGGGACCCGGGGCGGCCCAAGAACGCCACCCGCGAGAGCACCAGCACGCUCAAGGCCUGGCUCAACGAGCACCGCAAGAACCCCUACCCCACCAAGGGCGAGAAGAUCAUGCUGGCCAUCAUCACCAAGAUGACCCUCACGCAGGUCUCCACCUGGUUCGCCAACGCCCGGCGCCGGCUCAAGAAGGAGAACAAGGUGACCUGGGGCUCGCGGAGCAAGGACCAGGAGGACCCCGCGCUCUUCGGCAGCGACACGGAGGGCGACCCCGAGAAGACGGAGGACGACGAGGAGAUCGACCUGGAGAGCAUCGACAUCGACAAGAUUGACGAGAACGACGGCGAGCAGAGCAACGAGGACGACGAGGACAAGGCGGAGCUGCUGCGGCCGGCCGGGCACGCCGACCCGCUGGGCAAGGACAAGGAGCCCGACGGGCUCAAGCCCCGGCCGCCGCCUGCCGCCGCCGCGCCGGUGGCCCCCGCGGCCCCGCAGCUGCAGCACCCCGCCUUCCUCUCCAGCCACGGACUCUACACCUGCCAGAUCGGCAAGUUCCACAACUGGACAAACGGGGCUUUCCUCACGCAGAGCUCCCUCUUGAACGUGCGCUCCCUCUUGGGGGUAAACCACCACCACGCGGCCCAUCACAACCACCACCUCCAAGCCCAGCAGCAGCAGCAGCCGGCCGUGCUGGCGGCCACCCUGGGGGCCCUGAGCGGCGACAAGGCUUCAGAGCGGACCAGCCCCAAGCACAUAGAAAGAGAAAAUGUACCAAGAACUGAUUCCCCACCUCCGCAGUUAAAAUCGCCUUUCCAGCCUGUCCGUGACAACUCUUUGGCUCAGCAAGAGGGAACACCGCGAAUUUUAACAGCUCUCCCUUCUGCUUGAUUUAAAUGGUUCCGUGAAAAAAAAAAAUUACAGAGACUGGUAUAAAGGACACAAAAAAAAAAAAAAAAAAAAA